Messenger RNA from Microthlaspi erraticum, 2907 nucleotides. The record is from the annotation of a GenBank genome assembly. NCBI's taxonomy places the organism in Eukaryota, Viridiplantae, Streptophyta, Magnoliopsida, Brassicales, Brassicaceae.
AUGGCGAAGCGUGGAUAUAAGCUGCAGGAGUUUUUGGCACAUUCCGCAAAUGUGAAUUGUCUGAGUAUCGGAAAGAAGACAUCACGGCUCCUUCUAACCGGUGGAGAUGAUUAUAAGGUCAACCUUUGGUCCAUCGGCAAAUCCACUUCGCUAAUGAGUCUUUGUGGGCAUACAAGCCCGGUUGACUCAGUAGCUUUUAACCCGGGAGAAGUUUUGGUGCUCGCUGGAGCUUCUUCGGGUGUGAUAAAGCUGUGGGACCUAGAAGAAGCAAAGAUGGUUCGAGCUUUUAUUGGACACAGAUCCGAUUGUUCUGCUGUUGAGUUCCAUCCUUUUGGUGAAUAUCUUGCAUCCGGAUCAAAUGACACGAAUCUGAAGAUUUGGGAUAUGAGAAAGAAGGGAUGUGUCCAAACAUACAAAGGUCACACUCGUGGCAUUAGCACUGUCAAGUUUAGUCCUGAUGGUCGCUGGGUGGUUACUGGAGGACUUGACAACGUUGUAAAGGUAUGGGAUUUGACUGCUGGAAAGCUCUUGCAUGAUUUUAAGUUUCAUGAAGGUGCUAUUCGUUCCCUAGAUUUUCACCCGCUUGAGUUUCUCUUAGCCACAGGUUCUGCUGACAGGACUGUUAAAUAUUGGGAUUUGGAAACGUUUGAACUGAUUGGAUCCACUAGACCAGAGGCUACUGGAGUUCGUGCAAUUACUUUUCAUCCAGAUGGACGCACCCUUUUCUGUGGACUGGAAGAUGGCUUGAAGGUUUAUUCAUGGGAACCAGUGAUUUGCCGAGAUGGUGUUGAUAUGGGAUGGUCAACACUUGGGGACAUCUGCAUCAACGAAGGAAAGUUCAUCGGUUGUUCAUAUUAUCGAAACUCUGUUGGGAUUUGGGUCUCAGAUAUAUCGCAACUUGAACCAUAUGGAGCUGGAUCUGAGGAUAAGAAUGAAUGCAUGGUGAAGAGAUUUAAUGUCUUGGAUGAUCAGUCAUCUGAGACUGAGAGAAUGGCAAGUGGCUCAAGAGGCAGUUCAUCGCCAGAUUACGAGACAAAAGAAAUAAAGAACAUUUACGUCGACUCCACAGGUGGAAAUUUGACUGCUGCACAAAAUCCAGGAUCUCUGAACGUGACGGUGCCUGUGGAAUCUUCUCAGGUGGAAGUGCCUUCUAAUUCAGGAAGGGAUUCAAUCACUUUCUCAAAAACGAAACCGGGAAUGUUGCUAAGACCAGCUCACGUGAGAAAGACGCUAGCAAAGUUUGAAGAAUCAAAGCAGUCAGUGGUUGUUCAGUCUGGAACUCGGAAGAAAAGAUUGGACGUUGAAGAGGAGCCACAAACUCAAAACUCGUCUGAUGCAAAAGAUUCUACCAUCAAGGUUAUUAGGAACAAGUUUGAAAAAGCCUCAUCAUCGGAACCGCCAACUGAUGAAGCCAAUCAUAGGUUCCUUAAACCGCCUCGUGUGUAUAGGUCAUUAGAUAGCAAGUACGAUGAGUCAAGACGGGAAACGUCUGUUGAUUCUGGAACUGUUGAUGACAAAGAAGGUGUGUUGGAUUACUCAGGAGACAUAGACUUGCCUACAGGUGGAAACUUAUGCAAAGAGGAGAUCAGUAACAAGAACAUUUCCACCAAAACUGAAAGAGUUCUUUCACCAGAAAAACCCGGUGAUGUACAGAAAAUAAAAGUUGUCUCAGGGAGGACACGCUCGUUGGUUGAGAAGUUUGAGAGAGGAGAAAAAGUUACUCAGAACGAAGCAGCCAGUACAACAAUCACUCAGACCAAUGACGCAGUGCAAGAACAUCCGCGUACAACAUCGAGACAGACAGGUGAAGCUCCUGUAACAUCAACACGACGAGCUAGGAGCACUCCUGCCCGAGUGAUGCCUAUCGUACUCCAUCGGGAGAGUAACGUGAAGAUAUCGGAUGAGCCUCCUUUAACACAACCACCAGCUAGGACUUCUUCAGGUCCGGUGAUGCCUUUGAUACUCAAUCAGGCUACUAGUGUCACAUAUGAUGAGCCUUCUGUUACAUUAACACAACAAUCUAGAACUUCUCCUGCCCGGAUAUCGCCUGCUGUGACACUCAAUCAGGCAACACAUACUGCUUAUGAUGAGGCUUCUGUUAAGUCAAGAAGACCACGCAGGACUUCUUCAGGCCGAGUAAGGCCUGUGCCACUCAGUCAAGCAAAGGACAUGACAUCUCAUGAGUGUCCUGUAACAUCAACACGCCCAGAUAGGACUUCUCCAGCACGUGUAAUGGCCAUGAAACUCAAUCAGUCUGAUAACAUGACAUGUGAUACAUCUCAUAUCGCAUCCAGGCACCGAGCUAGUCCAACUCUAACGCUGGGUACACCAACAGUGAUUGAUCAGGUGGUCGAUAUGACAUUAGAUGAGACACAUGUAGCACAAACUCAACCAGCUUGCGAUAUCUUAACUCAGAAGGAAGAGCCUCAAGUAUCUGGGAGAGAGAAUGAUAUUGACAUCACUGAAAGUCUAAUGCAAACUCAUGAUGUGUUCUUAAGCACACUUCAAUCUAGGCUGACAAAACUGCAAUUUGUUAGACAUCUUUGGGAGCGUAGUGAUGUUAAAGGCGCGAUCGGGACCUUGAGAAAGCUGACAGAUCAGUCUGUUCAAGUAGAUGUGAUCAGUAUUCUAACCGACAAGAUAGAGAUUCUCACAUUGGAUAUGUUUUCUCAAUUAAUCCCAGUCCUCACUAGCUUAUUGGGUAGCAGGACAGAGAGGCCGGUAAAUGUCUCAUUGGAAAUGCUCUUGAAGCUUGUAGCAGUGUUUGGUACAGUUAUAAGGUCAACUGUCUCAGCUCCACGGAUUGUCGGCGUUGAUCUUCAUGCGGAUGAAAGGAUACAAAUCUGCCAAAUUUGUUCUGCGGGACUGCACAAGAUUCAAAGGAUUCUUCCAGUUCUCGCAAGGUAA